Molecule: messenger RNA, 2193 nt
Organism: Salmo salar (Atlantic salmon)
Lineage: Eukaryota; Metazoa; Chordata; Actinopteri; Salmoniformes; Salmonidae
Source: RefSeq, a predicted model, not a curated record
UAAUAUACACAAGAUUGGUCUAAAGAGCUCCAAUGUUUCAGUUUUAUGUUCGCUAGCAAACCACCGCGUUGGUUGAAUCAGAAGCCUUUUGUUGCUGUUGAAGAAGCCUCCAGUUCCGUCCACUAGAUUAUACGUCACGGAGAGGCGCUGAAGAUGGCGGCGAGUGCAGACGAGAUUUCGGCUUGCUCCGAGUAACCUUAACUUUUAUCCCUCUCAAACUUACUUAAAUGUAACGGAACUUGGCUUAUAGUAAACACAAUAGAGAACAACGCUUAGUUGACCGAUAAUUUGAUUCAAAACUUUGAGAAAUGGAAGAAAAAAUGUGCGAAAGAGCAAAGGGAGGAGAAGGCAGUUGCUAACUGAGCACUCAUACAUUGGAGAAAAACCGCCACCUGACUCCUCGGGAGAAGAAAUGGAUUCUGGACAUUCGGUUGAUUCUGAAAAUGCAGUCAAUAGUCCUGCACCCAAAAAGACAGAAAGAAUUGUCUGUCUCUGCAAAGAUAAACGAAGGGGCCGAGGGUCUGGAGAAAAUGAUACGCGAAAACACAUCAAAAAUAGUUGACCUCGAGACCUCUCUGAAUCAUGCAUACAAGAGUAUCGAAGAGCUUAAACUUGCAAACACCGCUACAUCUGAGAAAUGCACUGCUCAGGAGAAGACCAUCGCAGACAUGCAAGAGCGCUUAUCGGAAGCAGAGCGAUACCGGAGAAGGUGGGGGCUACGGCUUUACGGUGUCCCCGAGGACCAGGAUGAGAAUGUGAAGCGCUUAGUAAGAGACAUCUGUAACCGUGUGGCACCGGACUUCCCCGAUGGAUAUAUGGAUAUGGCUGUGGAUGUCGCUCAUCGUAUUGGGAAGAAACAAGAUGCCCUCGUCAGCCGCUCGAUCAUCAUCCAGUUUGCUUUUCGCACAGCGAGAGAUGCAGUUUGGAAGAAAGCAAAGGAAAGCGCCUUUCUGAAAGAGAGAACUUAGAUUCGGCGAGGACUUGACUGCAGCAGACAAGGCAGCAAAGGCUAAAUUGUGGCCUCUUGUACAACAGGCCCGAAAUCAAGGAGAGGGUGGAUACUACAGGGGAAUCAGAGCCUUUUUCGCCAACGGAAAAGAAAUACGACCGGGGUGAUUUGUUCUGUCGGUAGGUUUACAAGGUAGCUCCUUCCCCACUGCAAACUGAACGUUCUAGUUUUGAAAUAUGGUGUUACUGUUUUACAGGUUAAGACUUCUGUUAAUACAUAUAUGAAGCAACUUUUUAUAGAGAGGGUAAAGUUGAGAUUGCAUAGGAUUUUUCUUUGUAUUUUUCUUUGUAUUUGUAUUCUAUAGAUAUGGACUUGAAGUUUGUCAAGCAAUGCCAGGGGGAUACUAACCUGUUGAAGAGAAAAGCAUUUUUUUUGUUUUGUAAGGACUGCAACGCAGAUCUUGUAUUCUUUCAAGAAACACAUUCAUGCAAAGAGGACUAUAAUUAUUGGAAAAAUCUGUGGGGCAGUGACAUUUUUUUGGCCCACAGGACUAAUCAUUCAGCUGGGGUUGCAAUUUUACCACACAAUUUCAAAGGGACAUUUUUGUUUACUCAAAUGGACUCCAAUGGACAUUGGCUAGUAGCGGUCAUCAACCACAUGGACAGAUUAUUUGUGUUGUGUAAUGUAUAUGGAUACUGUUCUAGUCCUCCAAAUAACUUACUUCUAGAGGAAAUUGAAGAAAUUCUUAAGUCUUCUGAAAAAAUAUCCAUCCAGUCAGAUUAUAGUUGGUGGAGAUUUUAAUAUGGUUUAUUCUAAUGUGACUGAUAGAUUGCCCCAUAGGCCUAACAUUGGUGUGAACAAGUUGUUGAAUUUCUGCCAAAGCUUGGACUUAAUUGACAUAUGGAGAGUAAAAAACCCUGGAGAGAUACAAUACACAUGGAGUAAUAGAGAUUGAUCUUUACAAUCAAGAAUUGAUUUGUGGGUGAUAACCUCUAGUCUUGAGCCCAACACUGUAGAGGUAAAAAUACUGCCUGCAGUCCUGACGGAUCAUAAAGUCAUAUGGUUGACUGUAAGAAUGUGCAGUAAUGAUGGUAAGAAAUACUCUGGUGGUUAUUGGAAAUUAAAUAACUCAUUGUUAUUGCAUGAUGAUUUAAAAAAUGUGAUUAAGAAUCUAAUCUCUGUUUACUGGAGUUUAGCUACAUCUAAUGCAGAAUAUGGGAAUAAAAUAAGUAAUUUUAAAACAA